Molecule: messenger RNA, 5390 nt
Organism: Colossoma macropomum (tambaqui)
Lineage: Eukaryota; Metazoa; Chordata; Actinopteri; Characiformes; Serrasalmidae
Gene: usp32
Product: ubiquitin specific peptidase 32
Exons: 34
Coding region: 123-4982 (1619 amino acids)
Biological process (GO): protein deubiquitination
Cellular component (GO): Golgi apparatus
Molecular function (GO): calcium ion binding; cysteine-type deubiquitinase activity
Source: RefSeq, a predicted model, not a curated record
ACUGGAGUUUAGAGAGAAACGACACGGAUCUGAUCGGAGAGUCACGGGUACCGAGGCAACAGGCGCCGCUCCCGCGCUCAGCGGCUCUUAUUUAUAUCACAGUCCAGUGAAAUGAGGGCAACAUGGGGGCCAAAGAGUCACGGAUAGGCUUCCUUUCUUACGACGAGGCCGUCAAAAGAGUUACCGAUGUGGAACUCAAAAGGCUGAAAGAUGCCUUUAAAAGGACCAGCGGAUUGUCCGCCUACAUGACACAGCAGUGCUUCUUCAGGGAGGUGCUGGGAGACGGCGUUCCUCCGAAGGUCGCAGAGGUGAUCUACAACUCAUUUGGAGGCACACCAAAAGGGCUACACUUCAACAACCUCAUAGUGGGCCUGGUUCUAUUGACAAGAGGACGAGAUGAGGAAAAAGCCAAAUACAUCUUUAGUCUGUUCGCCAACGACUCGGGCAGCUAUGUGGUGCGAGAGGAGGUGGAGAACAUGCUUCGCUUGGUGGACGGGGAAGUGCCGCCCUCGCUGAAGAAGUGCUUCUUGGAGGGUGAGAAGGUAAAUUAUGAAAAGUUUAAGAGUUGGCUCCUGCAGAACAAAGAAGCUUUCACGUUCUCCCGCUGGCUGCUCUCGGGUGGCGUGUGCGUCACCCUGACCGACGACAGUGACACGCCCACCUUCUACCAGACGCUGGCUGGAGUCACACAUUUAGAAGAAUCGGAUAUUAUUGACUUGGAGAAGCGCUACUGGCUUCUAAAGGCCCAGUCAAGGACCGGCCGCUUUGAUUUGGAAACCUUUGUCCCUCUGGUCUCACCCCCUAUUCAUGCAUCACUAAGUGAAGGCUUGUUUCAUGCCUUUGAUGAGAAUCGGGACAAUCACAUUGACUUUAAGGAGAUAUCCUGUGGGCUCUCAGCAUGCUGUCGAGGCCCUGUGGCUGAAAGACAGAAAUUUUGUUUCAAAGUAUUUGAUGUAGAUCGGGAUGGAGUUCUGUCUCGACACGAGGUGCAUGAGAUGGUGGUGGCCCUGCUGGAAGUGUGGAAGGACAACCGCACCGACACCCUGCCCGAAUUGCAUUCCAAUGUUUCUGACAUCGUAGAAGAUAUCCUGAAGAUGCAUGACACUACAAAACAGGGGCACCUAACACUAGAGGACUAUCAGAUAUGGAGUGUGAAGAGUGCCCUUGCCAACGAGUUCCUCAACCUGCUUUUUCAGGUGUGCCACAUAGUCCUGGGUUUACAGCCUGCUGCUCCCGAGGAGGAGGGCCAGAUCAUCAGGGGAUGGCUGGAGAGAGAGAGCAGGCAUGGACUGCAGCCAGGCCAGAACUGGUUCCUCAUCUCCAUGCAGUGGUGGCAGCUGUGGAAAGACUAUGUAAAAUAUAACAAUAAAUCCAUCGUGGUGGAACAGCCUGGUAUGCAUGGCAAUGGCAGGAGGAGUCCCCAGUCCACCACAGCUGCUGACCCAGCCAUGGCCAAAUCUGGAGCGGUGGCUCGCUCACUCAGCUCACCAGGAGACAAAUCUCCAGACAGAACCUGGGAGGCCUCAGAGAACACCACUACCAGUCACAUGCCACAUGUGAGCUCCUCUGCCACAGACAUCUGCUUCGCUCGGCAGCACAAUGUUUUGGACAACAACAACCAGUGUUUCUCUUCCGCCAAUGGCCACCUGCCCAACCACCUGGCUGCACAGAGGCCAGGCGCCAUUGACAACCAGCCCUUAGUCACCACUGAUCCCAUGAAGGCACCCACGUUAACAAUGGAGGGUGGGCGACUGAAGAGGUCUUUGCACUUGAUGGCUGGCCGAGACUUUGAGACAGUACCAGAGCCGGUAUGGCGGGCGCUUUACCACUGGUAUGGAGCAAAUCUCAGCCUGCCAAGACCGGUAAUCAAGUCUGUUGUCACAGACCAGACAGAGCUGGAGCUUUUCCCUCGCUACCUGCUUUUCCUGCGGCAGCAACCAGCAACGCGCACCCCCCAGUCCAACAUUUGGGUUAACAUGGGUAUGACCAGCCUGCGAAUGUUCCCUCCACACUUUCCCCGAGGCAAUGUGCCAUCUCCUAAUGCUCCUUUGAAGCGCGUGCUGGCCUACACAGGUUGCUUUAGCCGCAUGAGCACCAUUAAGGACAUCCAUGAGUAUCUGUCUCAGAGGUUACGCAUCAAAGAGGAGGACAUGCGUCUCUGGCUCUACAACAGUGAGAAUGACCUCACUCUUCUCGAUGAUGAAGAUCACACGUUAGAAAGUUUGAAAAUUCAAGACGAGCAGCAUUUGGUGAUUGAGGUUCGAAAUAAAGAUAUGAGCUGGCCCGAGGAAAUGUCGUUCAUCGCAAACAGCAGCAAAAUCGACAGACACAAAGUCCCUACAGAGAAAGGUGCUACAGGCCUGAGUAACCUGGGAAAUACGUGCUUUAUGAACUCCAGUAUUCAGUGUGUGAGCAACACUAAGCCCCUCACAGACUACUUCCUCUCAGGAAGACACCUCUAUGAGCUCAACAGAACUAAUCCCAUUGGAAUGCGAGGUCAUAUGGCCAAAUGCUAUGGAGAUUUGGUACAGGAGCUCUGGAGUGGAACACAAAAGAACGUGGCACCUCUGAAGCUCAGGUGGACGAUAGCAAAGUACGCACCAAGAUUCAAUGGCUUCCAGCAACAGGACUCUCAGGAACUGUUGGCGUUCUUGUUGGAUGGGCUCCAUGAGGAUCUGAAUCGGGUCCACGAAAAGCCUUAUGUGGAGCUGAAAGACAGCGAUGGGCGGCCAGACGCUGAAGUGGCCACGGAGGCCUGGGAGAACCAUUUGAGAAGAAACCGUUCCAUUGUGGUGGACCUGUUCCAUGGCCAGCUCAAGUCCCAAGUCAAGUGCAAGACGUGCGGCCACAUCAGUGCCCGUUUUGACCCCUUUAAUUUCCUGUCUUUACCUCUUCCCAUGGACAGCUCAAUGCACUUAGAGAUCACAGUCAUUAAACUGGACGGCUCCACUCCAGUACGCUACGGCCUUCGUUUGAACAUGGAUGAGAAGUACACGGGCCUGAAGAAGCAGCUCAGUGAAUUGUGCAGCCUGAAGCCAGAGCAGAUCCUCCUGGCUGAGGUCCACUCAUCCAACAUUAAGAACUUUCCUCAAGACAACCAGAAGGUGCGUCUGUCUGUGAAUGGCUUCCUGUGUGCUUUUGAGAUUCCUGUGCCUGGUUCUCCCACUUCAGUCUCCUCUCCUGCACCUACAGACACUACACUAAUGGCCAACGGCACUGCUGGGAACGGUCAUGCCGAGAAACCUGGCCUGAUUCCAAAUGGCACGGCUGGUACACCCGUGCGCAGUGGCUCUGAGAAAAACUUGGCCAACGGUAUGCCCAGCACAGUGGUGCCUUCUGCGUCAGACAGGAGCCUCACCAACGGCAUCCCCAACGGCCACAUCACACCAGUUCAGGACAGCCCCUUCAUUGGCUACAUCAUAGCCAUGCACAGAAAAAUGAUGCGGACGGAGCUGUACUUCCUCUCGUCUCAGAAGAACAGGCCCAGUCUAUUUGGCAUGCCGCUCAUUGUGCCUUGCACAGUGCACACCAGUAAAAAAGACUUGUAUGAUGCAGUGUGGAUCCAAGUGUCCCGUCUGGCCAGCCCUCUACCCCCUCAGGAGGCCAGCAACCAUGCACAAGACUGUGAUGACAGCAUGGGUUACCAGUACCCUUUCACCCUGCGGGUAGUGCAGAAAGAUGGCCACUCCUGUGCCUGGUGCCCGUGGUACAGGUUCUGCAGAGGCUGCACAGUGGAGUGUAACGAGGACAGGGCAGCUCUAGGGAAUGCCUACAUUGCUGUGGACUGGGACCCCACUGCCCUGCACCUCCGCUACCAGACCUCCCAGGAAAGGAUAGUGGAGGAGCAUGCCAGUGUGGAGCAGAGUCGGCGUGCCCAAGCGGAGCCCAUUAGUCUGGACAGCUGUCUGAAAGCUUUCACCAGUGAGGAGGAGCUGGGUGAGGAUGAGCUCUACUACUGCUCCAAGUGCAAAACCCACCGCCUGGCCACCAAGAAACUGGACCUCUGGAGACUUCCACCUAUACUGAUUGUUCACCUGAAACGGUUCCAGUUUGUGAAUGGGCGCUGGAUCAAAUCUCAGAAGAUAGUGAAGUUUCCACGUAUGGGCUUUGAUCCCAGUGCGUUUCUGGCCCCGCGCGAGGCAGCCCAAUGCACAUGGAGCCUGCAGAGCCAGAGCGAGUGCCUGGUGGAGGAGCUCCAGAGGCUGGACAGAGGAGACUCCUCAGUGUCUUCCAUCUCCACCACCACCGUUGCAAGUCCACCCAUAUCGGGCAGAGGCACUCCAAGUUCGAUCAGGAGAGUGAGCAGUCCCUUGAGCAGAAGCAGUAGCCCGAGCAACAGCCCUAAAAGCGCAGGACGCAAGCAGGGCCGACUGCGUCUGCCUCAACUGGGCAGCAGGCACUGGCUCUCCAACAGCAAAGAGAACUUGGACAGCAGCAGCAACAGCAGCUGUAAAGAGAGCGGGCUGGAGCCAGAGCCCAGCACCAUGACCGAGGUGGAGCCUCUGGGGCCAGGGACCCAUACAGAGUCCAACACUCAAGACUCCUGGUCAGUGGAUGCAUCCAGUACUGACUGUGAUAUCAUCAUGGUUAAUGGGCUGGGCCAGGAGAGCAGCCAAAGCAACGGGCACUCUGAGGCCAGCACAGAGCUGGACAACUCUUCUCACCAAAGGGAUGAAAUCUGCCUGGAGCCCAUAUACAAUUUAUAUGCAAUCUCAUGCCAUUCAGGAAUAAUGGGAGGGGGUCACUAUGUGACCUAUGCUAAAAACCCCAAUGAGAAGUGGUACUGUUACAAUGACAGCAGCUGCAAGGAGGUUCACUCAGAAGAGGUCGAAGCAGAUUCAGCAUACAUUCUCUUCUAUGAGCAACAAGGAGUGGACUACUCUCAAUUUCUGCCCAAGACUGACGGCAAAAAAAUGGCAGACACUACUAGCAUGGAUGAAGACUUUGAGUCAGACUAUAAGAAGUACUGUGUGCUUCAGUGAACCCAUGCUCUUCCACGCUAAAGGCACUUAGUAAGUUUUGUCAGUAUCUUCCCCUGUGCAAUGAAGACUGUAACAGCAGUGUGGCCAAGCUGACACUGCUCAGUCGAAACUGAGGAGCAACAAUUACUCUGAAGCACAAAGAACAGUUCACCGCCGAAGAGGCUCCACUGCUGCCCCCUGUUUCUGAAAAUUCUGAAGACAGGUACUUUACUGCUGGUUUGAAUGUGUUGCGCCAGCGAGUGGCGGAGUGCAUUUGAGAAAAAGUGAAUGAGGUAGAAAAAUAGAACUGUUAAGAUGGUUGUUGCCAAGUGAACAAAAUAUCCAUUCCCUUGAAGUUGAUUUAACUGGACACACUCUUAACACUGCGAAACCCCAAGUCUGCAGAAUCACAUACAUACACAUGAUAUU